GAGAAACAUUAGAACGGACGUCUAUCUCUCGUUGUUUCCGUCCUUUCUCCUUUGUGAACACGUACUGUAUCUACUCCGAGGAAUGUAUUGAAGCCUUCAACUCGUUUCUUGUUCAUGGAAUAAAAAAAGCACAAAUUACCAGCCUGCCAGACCGUUGCAUACCCCCCCCUUCACGAGUCCUUACCCCGCUUUCUCUGAAGCCCUUCCCGUCUUCCGGUGACAACUUCUCAACCAAAAGCAAGACAACAAAAUGGCACCAACAGCUCAACUCCUAGGCUUGACACGAAGCAGGCUCCUCGUGAAAGCUCCACGAUUUGCAAGACCGCAGCAGAUCCGGUCUAUUGAAACCAUGGUCUCCACGAAAACAUCUGGUAAACAGGCUUCCGAUUGGGGCUAUCAGUGGAAGAGAGUCGGAGGAACGGCUUUGAUGUAAGUUCCCCUGUAUACGAGAACAUGGUAUGCGAAGCGAAAGAAAGGUGCUAAUUUGUGAUUCCUGCUAGGUACGGACCUGUUGUUGGAAUCGUCAUGUUUUGGCCUUAUGCUGUGAAGCCAGUUAUGGACUUUUUUGAGGGUAUCUAAAGAGCGCAGACGUGUGUUUGGACACGAAUGGGAGUUGUUGGGUUUUAUGGUAUAAGGGAUGUUCUGUACAUAUUCAGACAGA
Messenger RNA from Hymenoscyphus albidus, 661 nucleotides. Lineage: Eukaryota; Fungi; Ascomycota; Leotiomycetes; Helotiales; Helotiaceae. The record is from the annotation of a GenBank genome assembly.